Chlamydomonas reinhardtii is the source of this 1998-nucleotide messenger RNA. RefSeq lists its product as uncharacterized. The record is from RefSeq and is a predicted model, not a curated record. NCBI's taxonomy places the organism in Eukaryota, Viridiplantae, Chlorophyta, Chlorophyceae, Chlamydomonadales, Chlamydomonadaceae. The transcript has 8 exons. Bases 99 to 1616 code for a protein of 505 amino acids.
CAUCAAUCCCAAGAUAAUUAGUUUCAUCACACCUAGACUUACCGAGCAUUACCUCACUGCAAAAGGAGAUCUUUUGAGCAUCUCUGUCACUGCGCGGGAUGGCGAGCGUAAGCAUAACGUACGAGGGGCCACCAGCCCAGCGUCACGUGCUCAAACCCACCGCCAUGACCCCCCUGUCGGCGCUGCUGGCAGAAGCUGCCGGCAAGAUGAAGCCGCCGCUGGAUCCGGCUCACUGCAGCCUGGUGCUCGGGAAGAAGCCUCUGGCCGACCUGACCUGCCCCUGGCGCCUGGCCAACAUCCCCAACGGCAGCGCCCUCGCGCUUGUGUAUGACAAGCCCCCAGCAGGUGCGGUCGCACCUGCGCCGGCGCCAGCCCCCACGCCCGUACUUGCGCCGGCCCCCACGCCUGCCCCCACGCCGGCCCCCGCGCCGGCUCCCGCGCCGGCUCCCGCGCCGGCUCCCGCACCAGCACCGGCCCCCGUCCCCAUACCAGCACCAGCACCAGCACCAGCGCCAGCACCCGCAGCAGCAGCCGCGCCCGCAGCAGCAGCCACCAAGGCCGCUGAGCCCAUGGAUGUGGACUCGGGUGCCGCCGCCGGCCCCAGCACCUCGGCAGCCGCGGCGCCGGCCCCUGCCCGCGCAGCGGCACCCGCAGCCGCGCCGGCGUCUGCAUCGGGCAGUGCGGCGGCGACGGCGGCUCCAGUGGCGGCGGGGAGUGGCAGCGGCGGCGGCGCCGCCAGCGGCGGUGGGCACGUGGCGCUUCGCGAGGGCGAGGAGGAUGAGUUGGGACUGGGUCGGCCCUCGGUGCUGUUCACUCGCCUGGCGCUGGAGGAGGCGCUGGCGGCGGCGGCCAGGCCAGCCGGCGCCGGCGGCGAGGCGGCGGCAGCUGCCGGCCCCGCGGGCGGCGGCGGUGGUGAUGAGGACGAGUCGUUCUGGGAGGUGACACCGGAUGACCUGGUGGCUAUGAUGCGGAGCAGCGCACACAAGCGACACCAGGAGGAGGCGGGCGGCUUCCGCACUCGGGCGGCGCGCGAGGCGGAGGAGGCUGCCAAGGCCGCCGCCUACAGCCGUGUGGCCAUACGCCUGCACCUGCCGGGUGGGGCCAUCCUGCAGGCCACAUUUGCCGCCACGGAGACGCUGGGUGCGCUGCGUGCCGCCGCGCUGUCGAUGUUGCGGCCGGCCGCCGCGGCCGCCGCCUACAUCUACACCACCCCGCCGCGCCAGGUCAUCAAGGCCGACCGGGACGGCGAGUCGCUGUAUCAUGCGGGGCUGGUGCCGGCGGCGCACGUGCACGUGGGGCUGGACGACAAGAAGGUGCCGGCCUCGUCGGCCGGGGAGUCGCCGCUCAAGCCCGAGGUCGAGGCGCGCCUGCGCACCGCCAUCCCCCACCACGUCGCCGCCUUCCACCCGGCCUCAUCGGCAGGCGGCAAGAAGCAGCAGGAGCAGCAGCAGUCGAGGCAGGGAGCCGAGGGCGGGGGUGCGGUGGGGUCGGGCGCGGCGGGGCGGGCGCCGGGCGGCGGGACGGCGGCCGGCGGCGCUGGCGGCAGCGCGGCGGGCGGCAGUGCCGGUGGCGGGGCGGGCAAGAUUCCGAAGUGGCUGAAGCUGGGCGGCAAGUGAGAGCGCCGCGGAGUGUGUUUUGGGGGGUAGCUUGGUUGCCUGGCAGGUGGAGGUGGCUGGACAGCGGUUGCAGGAUGCAUGAAGAGCAGCGUCAGUUGGUGCUUGCAAGUGCUGGUAGUGGUGGCGCGCGACCCUCGAAUCGGACGGGUCGGCUGUGUCACGUUUGAAGGGGGACAGAUAUGCGCAAUAGUGAGACUGCAGCGGUCUUGAUGUCAUUCGGUUGCGCCGCCGCUGUCAGGAGGCGGCGUGUGUAAGGGACUGGGCAUAAUGGGCUUGGAUACUGGCCUGGCGCAUCAUCAGGGCACACCACGCUGUACGGUGCGGACAAGCCCGGUUGUGGGCCCGGUACCCAUAUCCAUACUGUUCUAAUUACAAAUCAGUG